Molecule: messenger RNA, 554 nt
Organism: Aspergillus welwitschiae
Lineage: Eukaryota; Fungi; Ascomycota; Eurotiomycetes; Eurotiales; Aspergillaceae
Product: putative tubulin-specific chaperone Rbl2
Exons: 3
Coding region: 110-466 (118 amino acids)
Biological process (GO): tubulin complex assembly; post-chaperonin tubulin folding pathway
Cellular component (GO): cytosol; microtubule cytoskeleton
Molecular function (GO): beta-tubulin binding
Source: RefSeq, a predicted model, not a curated record
AGCUUUCUCAUAAUUUCUAUGUUCAGCACGGAGAAAUGCUAUUGUCCUAGGGCUUAUUAUCCGGAGAAGUGCAAUAGACACUAAUUCCGGCUCAAUAGUGUCGAUCAUCAUGGCUCCUCGCUCUCAAUUGGAGAUCGCCACGGCAUCUGUCGAGCGCCUGGUCAAAGAAGAGGCCUCGUACCACCGUGAGCUGCAGCAGCAGACGGAAAGAGUCAAGAAGCUGGAGUCCCAGGAGGGCGGCGAUGACGAAAACAGAGAAUAUACACUGAGGCAGGAGCGUCUGGCUCUCGAAGAAACCAAAAAGGUUCUCCCGACAUUGAAGCAGAAGAUCGAGGAUGCCAUAGCCAAGCUCAAUAGUUUGCUGGUCGAGGAAGGAAAGAAAGGCUCCGAAAGUAAUGUCGAGCAUAUUAAUGCUGCGAAGGAAGCCAUCGCCAAAGCCCGAACAGCGGAGCGGGAGAUCGCCUGAGAUAGCUCAUUUUUCCAUCUACUGGCACAUGUACUUAAUCCACAGCACGAAAAAUUAUUCAAUAAAUUGCCCCUGAGAAAAGCAAAGC